AUGCCGCCUCGAAGCUCGUUGACGAGCUCAUUCUCCGUCACGGAUGCCAACAACGAAGUGAUUUGUCCCCUCAAAAACAACGACGGUUCAAGUUGUCGCAAACGAUGUACAGGGGAGAAGCGUUAUCGCUCCAUGCAGGAGCAUAUUCGACGUGCGCAUCCCAACCAUUACAUCCCGAAGCUCCCGGCGACCGAGGAGAGCUUCCUACUGAUGGUCACCACCCCGCCCGAUCAACGAGCGCAUCUGUCUCCACCCGAACCAGCCCGUCCACGUCGUCCACAUGGCCAUGAAAUCGCGGACCGCGACAUCUACGUCGCUGAUCCCAGUUCCCCGGCUACCCCUCGAGCUCUCGAUGAACCCCACCCCGCUGCUGCGACCGCGGCUGUUGCACUAGCGCAACUGCACCAUCAUCGCCUGGCAUCCGACUGGGAUACCGACAUGGACACCCAUUCUGACACCGACAUUCACACGGGUCGCAUGCGCUCCACAAUUGAACUACCCUCACUGCGCGACCACUUCAAGCAGGAAUCUCUGCCACCUUUCUCCUCACCGCGACCACGUGAACUGCUGCCUUCAAUCUUGAAUCACUCCCCACCCGGUCGCUCCUCGACGCUGCCUCCCAUUCAGCGACGCGACAAGCCAAACCGACCGCGCAAAUCAUCCAUCUCCCAGUCGGCCCGGAAACCCAAGCAUGAGCGGGUCAGGUCCAAGGAAUUCGCGCGACGACCCAGCCUCGGCGAGCGGAAAGCGCUUUCGGCUGAACCACAAACGGUCGCGUGGGCACAAGGCAAGAGGUGGGAAGACCUUAUUGAAGCGGCCACGUCCGCUACCGAAGCUGAUGAUGAGAGAUAUUCCGAGGUCAGCCUUAGCGACAUCAAGGAAAGAGAUUCCAGAAUGAUGGACCUGGAUCUCCAGCCGGGUCAAUCGCCAACGAUCGCUCCGCUCCUGAAUAACGUGACCUCUGCACCGUUGAAUCUGAAGAAUCGAUCUUCACUGCCUCCCGGAUUCCAGUCAGGACCCGGCCUUCCGCCAUUGUCGUCGCAUCGACAAUUCCCGCCUCACUCUUACACAGCUUCCCCGCUGCACAAGUCACUCACGCCGCCGCCCUUUGAGGGUCAUCGUGGGCGGGACAGCGAUCUAGAGCCAUUCCCAUCCAUCGAAUCAUCUCUGGAUUCCAUGUCAACGGCAUCCGGCAAGAAUCUCCCUUCGACAAGCAGUAUCGCACGGUCCAUCAACUCGGAUUCCAGUCCCGUGUACAACGUCAUCCCCCCACUCUCACAGCAACGCCAGCACCACCGCUUUUCCAACCCGACACCCGCCUCUUUCCGCAACCAAGAUGUUCAAAUAUAUUGUGCCAAUUGCAGAAGACCCUCGCCCUUGAACGAAUCAUACGCCUGUACAGAAUGCAUAUGUGGCGUUUGUCGAGACUGCGUGAGCCUGUUCAUGUCGAGCCCACCCACCAUGUUCCGCAGUCCUGGCAAUGGCUCGUUGAGCAAUGUUCCACCCGCGGGUCCUACCAGCUAUCCAUCGGCCCGGGGAUGUCCGCGAUGCCGCGUUCUGGGCGGCAAGUGGAAAGCUUUCCAAAUUGAUGUGAAAUGA
Molecule: messenger RNA, 1599 nt
Organism: Penicillium diatomitis
Lineage: Eukaryota; Fungi; Ascomycota; Eurotiomycetes; Eurotiales; Aspergillaceae
Gene: rfeD
Exons: 4
Coding region: 1-1599 (532 amino acids)
Source: RefSeq, a predicted model, not a curated record